Molecule: messenger RNA, 934 nt
Organism: Miniopterus natalensis
Lineage: Eukaryota; Metazoa; Chordata; Mammalia; Chiroptera; Miniopteridae
Gene: TSLIG2
Product: tRNA splicing ligase complex subunit 2
Biological process (GO): embryonic morphogenesis
Cellular component (GO): tRNA-splicing ligase complex
Source: RefSeq, a predicted model, not a curated record
CCGGCCGGGGUCUCCUGGCGACGACGAUGGCGGGGGAUGUGGGCGGCCGCCCCUGCGCGGACUCCGAGCUGCUGCUGCACCCUGAGUUGCUGUCGCAGGAGUUCCUCCUCCUCACGCUGGAGCAGAAGAACAUAACUGUUGAAAAUGACGUAAGAAUAAACAAAGACAAUCUUACUGAUCUUUAUGUUCAGCAUGCAAUACCAUUGCCUCAGAGAGAUUUGCCAAAGAAUAGAUGGGGGAAGAUGAUGGAAAAGAAAAGAGAACAACAUGAGCUAAAAAAUGAGACUAAAAGGAGUAGCACUGUAGAUGUGUCAAAGAAAAGACCCCUCAUUGUGUUUGAUGGAAGUUCAACAAGCACAAGCAUAAAAGUGAAGAAGACGGAGAAUGGGGAUAAUGACCGACUCAGGCAUCCCCCCCAGGCAGGCUUUACCAGUAAUGCCUUUCGAAAGUUAGCAGAUUCUUCUUCCAGCGUUUCGCCCCUAAUUUUGUCUUCCAAUUUGCCUAUGAACAAUAAAAUGGAACACAGUAAUAAUGACACUAAACAGAACCAUGACUUAGCACAUGGGAAAGGUCCUUUGGGCCCCGUGAAGUUGCCGCCUCUGUCCCCCAUGGGAACUACUCCAGUGAAGCUAAAGCGAGCUGCUCCUAAAGAGGAAACUGAGGCCGCGAAUAACCUGAAGCCCCCCGAAGCAAAGAGGAAAAUACAACACGUUACAUGGCCAUGAAGGAAAGUUUCCAAAAAUGUAAAUAUAACUGUAGUUUUCAAACAAGUUCACAUAUAUUGACAGUAUUUACAGAGAGCUUGAUUAUUUUGAAAUUUCCUAAGAGAUUUAAAAUUAGGUUCAAGAAAACGAAGUCUUUCCCUCCCCACCUGCCUUCCUCCCUUCCUUUAAAAGGAAAAAAAAAUUGCCUUUUAUUCCCUGAUUAGAAAAGA